CGUUCCGUGCCGUGGUACACGAGUUUAUUAGGACUCGAGAACGGAUUGUCCCAGUCGCUCUUUGCGUGGCAGCCCGAGUGGUUUCCAGUCGCGAACGGCUCGUUCCAGACUCCGGUGCUGCCUUUACGCUCAAGUCAACUCCACACAGACCAUUCGUGUCGCCCUUCCCCCACUGUUUCUUUUUUGAUCGUUUAACGUCGAAGCUUUUAAAACUUUUCAACCAUGUCUGAUGAAGAAGAGUACUCUGAUGAGGAGGAGGUGUCCAAGAAACCCCAGAAAAAGGGAGCUCCGGCUCCGGCUCAUCAUGAAGAUGAAGGACCCCAAGGUGCUGAUGUCCUCAAGCACCGUCAAGACCAGAAACGAGCUGAGUUGGAGAUUCAGCUGAAGGAAUACAUCGACGAAUGGCGCAAACAGCGCGUCAAGGAAGAAGAGGACCUCAAGCGUCUCAAGGAAAAGCAAGCCAAGCGCAAGGUGUUGCGUGAGGAAGAAGACAAGAAAUUGGCAACGAUGAAGAAAGAGGAAGAAGACCGUCUUCGCCGCUUGGUUGAGGAGAAGAAGCAAGGUGAGUUGGAGGAGAAACGAAGACGAUUGGCUGAAGUUGAACAGAAGCGACAGGCUGCUGAUAAAGUCUCCAAGGACAAGGCCGCCAUCAGCUCCAACUUCAAAGUUGUUAAGAAAGGAACCGCCGAUCCUACCGCUGCCCAGGCAUCCACUGGUGGUAUGGACAAAUUCUCCAACGUGGAAUCGGCCCGUAACGACUUGUUGAAGUCCAAAGAGCAGUUGGAAGAAGAAAAGAAAAUUUCGCUCUCCUUCCGUAUCAAACCUUUGGAAAUCGAUGGCCUGGGUUGCGAUGGUCUUAGAAAGAAGGCCGCCGAACUUUGGCAGACAAUCGUCACCUUAGAAACUGAGAAGUACGAUCUUGAAGAGCGCUCCAAGCGUCAAGACUACGACCUCAAAGAGCUGAAAGAGAGGCAGAAGCAGCAGCUUAGGCAUAAAGCUCUUAAGAGAGGAUUAGAUCCUGAGGCUUUAACUGGAAAGUACCCGCCCAAAGUCAAGUUGGCUUCCAAGUUUGAGCGAAAGUUCGAUCAGCGCACAUUCGUCGACAAGAAAGGCCUUUUCGAUGGUGGAUGGGACGUUAUUGUGAAAGACGUCGAUGAAAAGUCCUGGCAGGAGAAGUACACCGAGUAUACGACUCGCCCCAAGACUAAACUCCCCAAAUGGUUCGGUGAGCGACCUGGCAAAAAGAAGGGAGAUACCGACAGCCCGGACGGAGAGGAAGCCGAGCCCAAGGACGUGGAUGAUUUCCUGGAACCUCCACCCCCAGUCGUUGAAGAGGAGGAAGAAGAGGCAGCAGAAGAAGAGGAAGAGGAGGAGGAAGAAGAGGAAGAAGAGGAAGAGGAAGAAGAAGAGGAGGAAGAGGAAGAAGAAUAGAUCCUUCGUAACUCUUCAUACUUCAACUUUAUACUUGAUUCUUCCCUCUUUCGAAUUGCUUCGUUUCGUAUGUCAAAUAAUUCUGAAAAACGGACAACCUUAUCUCUGCCAUUGUAUCAUUUAUUGGUUUAACCUUUUUCUUUGAUUGGAAAUCUAUCCCACCUCCUUUUUUGUUUUUUUGUUGGAUUAUUUUUCUGAAUGGAGCCACUCUGAUCGAAUCAAGAGAAACCACCAACGUCUAUGCGAGAAAAUAUCAGCAACAAAUAAAACGCGUAGUCGUCUCUUCUCUGGUCAUGUUAUAAGCCUAUCUACCCAAUCUUUUUUUUUUUUUUAAAUUUUACUUUCACUUUUCUAAUUCUUCAAUGUGUAACUUCUCCUUACAGCUGUUUCCUUUAUUCUUCUCUCUUAUUUCUAUCUCCACUUGAUUCUUUCACCCACCUAUUUUGCCUUCUUCUCCUCUUUAUGUUCUAGGCUUGAUUACGGUUGAGUUCACUGUGUGUUGCAUAUUAUAUCUAUCUUUACCAGACAAGUUGUACGUUAUACCGACAUACACAUGGCUACCACUUA
This is a messenger RNA of Daphnia pulicaria, 1998 nucleotides long. RefSeq names its product troponin T, skeletal muscle-like (gene TpnT). The transcript is spliced from 16 exons. The coding region runs from base 223 to 1431 and encodes 402 amino acids. Gene Ontology annotation, biological process: regulation of muscle contraction; muscle contraction; sarcomere organization. NCBI's taxonomy places the organism in Eukaryota, Metazoa, Arthropoda, Branchiopoda, Diplostraca, Daphniidae. The record is from RefSeq and is a predicted model, not a curated record. Gene Ontology annotation, molecular function: tropomyosin binding. Gene Ontology annotation, cellular component: troponin complex.